Molecule: messenger RNA, 4938 nt
Organism: Cuscuta epithymum
Lineage: Eukaryota; Viridiplantae; Streptophyta; Magnoliopsida; Solanales; Convolvulaceae
Source: the annotation of a GenBank genome assembly
AAAAAAGAUGUCGUUUUGAUUUCCUUCACACCUCAACUCUCACUUAGCAGCACAACAAUCCUGCAGCCCUGGCCGGUCGGAGCUUGCUCCUCCACCUCGCAAGACGCCAGUGGCGAGUCCUUGCAGCGUCUCCACCAGGGGCGGAGGGACGGGGCCUGGUCCAAGGGCAAUUAGAGUCAGUCCCAGUCCAAAAUAAUCUUGCCCGGUUUGUACCAGAAUUCCCAAACCCAGGAAACUUCUUCUUCUUCUUCUCCUUCGGUUCUUCACUCUCCCGGGUUCUGUGAAAUACCCUCAUUGCUUAGCAAUUCAAUAUUGCAACCAUAUGUUAUUUUGUCCUGAAUUUCACAAUAGUCAAGGUCAUGAAACAAGAAGUUAUGAAGAAUAUUGAAAGAUGGAGGAUCCAUGAAGGGCCAUCGCUGCAUUUCCUGUUUACAGACCUAGCUGCUCCCAGCUUGCUCCUCCACCUCACAAGACGCCAGCGACAAGUCCCUGUCACUGUCUUCGACUCUUCGCAUUGUUGGCUAUUGCAGUGUCUCCACUCGCUGUUAAUUUUAGGUCUCCGAGGCUCCGAAGUUCGAUAUCGGGUCCUUUGUCUUGCUAUCCUAGCAACCUCGCUCACUUGCUCCUGUGGCCAGCCUCCAAACCUCGCUCUAGCAUCCCGAUCUCUUGAACUCCUGGUGUGCUAGAUCCGCCACUGCGGGCAAUGAGGUCUGUAUGGAAGAGAAAAAAUUUCAGAAGUGUUAUUUCAAUUCGAGUCAAACCAUUCUCUGCACUUGCGCAGCUGAGCUAUAUCUCAGAUUAUUCUAGUUCUGAUGGAGAAAAUUCAAACAGUAAUUUCACCACUUCUGAUUUAGCCCAAGAUUGUUCUGAAGUAAGCUCGUAUGGGGCUGCAGAAAUGCUUUACAAACUAAGAAACAAACCAAUUUCUGCAUUAUCAUACUUCCGGAAAAUGAAGGAUCGUGGGUUGAAGUGCAAUGUUGAUACCUUCGUGGCAAUCAUUCAUAUACUUUGUCAUUGGGGUAUGGAUAUGAGAUUAGAUUCUAUAUUGUUGGAGGUGAUAAAAGCAGAUAAUGACAGUUUGGGUUUCGAUAUGGCAGAAUUGCUUGAGGCAUUGAUGGAAGAUCUCUAUGGUGAGAGCCCUGAUUCUAUAAUUCGGACCCUAGAUGCACUGGUCAAGGCUUAUGUGAGUUUGGGCAUGUUUGAUGAGGCCAUUAAUAUCAUUUUUACUAGGAGACGUGGUUUUAGUCCACGAUUACUGUCUUGUAAUUUUUUGAUGAACAGACUUGUUGAGUAUGGGAAAGUGGAUAUGGCUGUGGCUGUUUAUAAGCAAUUGAAGAGGCUUGGGUUUAACCCAAAUGUUUACACAUACGGAAUUGUGAUUAAAGCCCUUUGUAAAAAUGGGAAUUUGGAAGAAGCAUCUAGUAUUUUGGGGGAAAUGGAGGAAUUGGGUGUAAUUCCUAAUGAAUUCACUUAUUCUGCGUAUCUCAACGGCCUUUGCUUGCACGGCCACUCAUCUUUGGCUUAUGUAGUGUUACAAGAAUGGAAAAAGAUGGGUGUACCCCUCAAUGCAUUUCCUUUUACUGUCGUUGUUCGUGGAUUAGUCAAAGAAAGGAAGUUUUCAGAAGCACAGUCUCUUUUACUCGAUAUGGAAGAACAAGGUCUUGUCCCUGAUGAUUAUACUCACGGGGUGCUAAUUCAUGCUUAUUGCAAGGCAGGGAAAAUCACUAAUGCUUUGGAUGUCCAUAAUGAGAUGACUAGAAAGGGCAUUAAAACUAAUUGUGUGAUUGUUAGCUCUAUUCUUCAGUGUUUGUGCCAGAACGGGAUGACAUCUGAGGUUGUUGAACAAUUCAACAUUUUUAAGGAGCUUGGAGUUUUUCUUGAUGAGGUUGUUUAUAAUGUUGCAAUUGAUGCACUAUGCAAGCUGGGAAAGUUCAAAGAGGCUUUGAAGUUGUUAGACGAGAUGAAGGAUAAGCGGAUGACACCAGACAUUGUGCACUACUGCACUUUAAUGAAUGGUUAUUGCCGAAGCGGACAAUUAUUGGACGCAUUUUCAUUAUUUAGUGAAAUUAAGGAAAAAGGACCGGAACCAGAUGUGGUUACAUAUAAUGUGCUUCUAGGCGGGCUUUCCAGAAAUGGUUUGGUUCAAGAGACACUUAGCCUAUUGGAUUAUAUGAAGGAACAAGGUUUAACACCGACCACUGUUACAUAUAAUGUCAUUAUUGAGGGUCUUUGCGUGGGACAUAUGGUGAAGGAAGCUGAAUUAUUUUUUGAUAAUCUUGAGUGUAAAACCAUAGAAAACUGUGCUGCCAUGAUAAAUGGAUAUUGUCGGUCAGGGAAUACAAGUAAAGCUUACAAGCUCUUUCUAAUGCUGUCCAAACAAGGUAUGUCUAUAAGGAGGAGUUCUGGCAUGAAACUAAUGACUGCCCUUUGUGUGGAAGGUGAAUACAAUCAGGCUCUAGGUAUAUUUGAGAUAGUACUAUCUUCUUCAAGCAAUGCCCCGUGUAUGUCGAUGUACAACCAUAUAAUAGCCGCUUUAUGUCGUGCUGGGGAGAUGAAGAAAGCUAGGUUGGUGUUUGAUAAUAUGUUGUGGAGAGGGUUAACUCCCGAUGUAAUUAUUUAUACCAUGAUGUUGAAUGGUUAUUGUAAAGUUAACUGCUUACAGGAGGCACACAAUCUUUUUGAGAGCAUGAUAAGUAGGGGAAUAUUUCCAGAUGUGGUCACGUACACAGUUAUGCUUGAUGGUCAUUCUAAGGGUUUAACAGGGACAGGGUCAUCUUUCCAUGCAGGGGGAUGGAACAAAACUGAUAAAACGGUUCAUGCUCUUCAGCGUGAAAUGAAGGAGAUGGGGUUGACCGCUGAUGUAAUAUGCUACACCGCUUUGAUCGACAGUCAUUGCAAAUCUGAUAGCCUUGAAGAGGCUAUUCAGUUAUUCAAUGAGAUGAUUGAUAGAGGUGUAGAACCUGAUAAUGUUACAUACACUGCCCUCCUGUGUGGAUUUUAUAGGCAUGGGCGUAUAGAGAAGGCUGCCAGUCUCGUGAAUGAGAUGAUGGAUAAGGGAAUAGAACCUGAUAAUCAUAUGAUGGCAUUAUGCAGUGGCUUGUUCAAGGCCAGAAGAGUACGAAUUAAGGGUAAAACGUGAGGGUCUCCUGUAUCUUGCUAGUUGUGAAAAACGUUCAAUGACAUAUGCUUCGAAGUUGUGUCAUCCCAUUACUGAAUGCAUCAUUACACUCUAGUCUGUCUAUUGAAUUAUCGGGCUAGAAGGGAUGAGGGAGUUAUCAACAUUCAUGGAGUAUGCAAUUAGUGGUGCUCAAUGGGCGUGUCAACAGCAUGGCGUGUCUCCUCUAUCGUUUCCUCUAUCGCUGGGGCGCUUAGUAUGGGUAUGGAUGAGCUACUUGCCAGCCAGGAGACUCAAAGACAGAUACCAAGAUGCGUUGUUUUGAUCUCAAUUAAGCAUAUAACACAUUUUAGCUGUUUAGAAGAAGAGAGGGAAAUGCUAUUAUUGCAGUCAAAGGAUUUAAACACGCAGGUCCUUGAAAAGCAGGCUGUGCGUAAUCUGCUGAGAAGGAUGAUGGCUCGUAUUCUGCCUCCUCAUCUAGGGCGAUCGGCUAGAAUGUGCGGUACUCUGUUGAUCCUAUGAAGCAGCCUGAUUACGCUUGUAGAGAUUCACUAACAACCACUCCAAUGCCCGGGAUGACACCAGCUAUUUUUGGUAGUCAGUCCAUGCAAUUUUGGACGCGAUUUGCACUAUGGGUCAUCCGGAAACAGUCCCUCUGUGCUUUAGUACAGGGGUAAGAUUGCGUACAUCCGACCCCCCCUUACUCCACCGUAGGUGAGAGCCUUUGCGGCACUAGGGUAAAUGAAAAUGAUGGUAGCAUGGUUCUCAUUUCUUUUCCUGGUCUUAUUAAAUAAAGUUAAUCGCAUGUCAAAUUAUCUUAUUUACUGCUUUCAAAACUUUUUUGACGUAUAAACUUGUUGCUACACCCCACAACUACAGAAUCGAUACUAUCAUACUUUUUCCUAUGGCAAAAUGUUUGGAUUAAAUAGUCACUAUUUUUACGUAAGGGAGAACUUUUAAAUGAUUCAACAAUAUUCUACUAUUCAAAAGAAUUAAAUUUGUUGUAGAGAAUCCAUAUCAUCCAAUUAGAUGUCUUCAAGCACUGAGAUUAUAUGCUUGCAUAUUGCUUGAAUGAUAACAUUACUGAAUGUCUUGUUAUUGUCUAUUGCAUCACACUUGGAUGAGGGGCUGAAUUUCAUUGCAGUUCAGAAGAGAAGGGAUUUGUGAUUUCUGUAAUUCUCUGAAUCAGUCAUCUCCAUUUACUUCAGAAAAUUACCUUGGUUUUCUUGGGCAUGAAUAAAUACUUGAAAUGUGCACUACAGCGAUGAAAAAGAAUGAUACUAGGUCUUGCGCCUCGCGUGUUUUACAGAACAGGGGAAAACGUGCACUAACUGUGCUGGAAAAGUGGGGCUGGAUCUUGCCGUCGUUGUGGGUUUUAUAAAACAAUCGAUGUUCACCUCGAUGGUCAUUCCCAAAUUGCAAUGUUUAUAGCAACUCAUGAUUGUAUAUUCAUUGCAAUUCAUGUGGACUUCCAACAAUAUUCAUUGCAAUUCCUCCACUCCAAAAAAUGGAGAUCUUAUUGCUGUGUGAGUAUGCCUGUACUUCAUUGCUGUUGGGGUCAAAAUAAACUGAGCUUCUAGUGUCGUUUUUAGAAGCAUUACUGUAAAGGAGUGCAAGUUUCAAGUUUUUAACUAACUUGUGUACAUCAUGUAACUGUUUGAAAUGCUGUAUAAGUGAGGCAAGCUUUUGUAUACAAUCAAAAAAGAGUACGUGAUAAAAUUACAAAAUAUAAUUUGUUUAUUGAUCUAACGUUGAAACUAAUGAUUGAGUACGAUAUUUUACCAGAAUAAUAAUAAUGAUUGAGUAUUUGAGUACGCCACAAA